Molecule: messenger RNA, 2393 nt
Organism: Spizellomyces punctatus DAOM BR117
Lineage: Eukaryota; Fungi; Chytridiomycota; Chytridiomycetes; Spizellomycetales; Spizellomycetaceae
Exons: 5
Coding region: 94-2271 (725 amino acids)
Source: RefSeq, a predicted model, not a curated record
AGCCCUUUAUAAAAUAAAAUAAAUGGCAAUUUUCUUUUGAUUGCAGACCGUUUUUUUUUUGUGUUUGUUUUCUGUUCGGGCGGUGUUUGAAAAAUGUUUUCAUUUCUUUCUUCAACUUGGAGUUGGGUUGCAGUAGGCCCACAAGAAGAAGAGUCUUCUUGUUCGUCAAAUUCCAUAUCAUCAGACUCCUUGUCAGACGACAGCAGCACAGCGUCAACAACGACAGACAGCGACGGAGACGAAGCUUACUCGUCGUCCCUAGAAUCGCUCUCAUCAUUGGACAACCAAGACCUCGUAGAUCACAUCGUUGAUCAAGGACAAGAAUAUCAAAUCCCCCAACCUCCCGCACGCUCGCACUUACAGGCCAUGAACACUCUCUUCCUGUCGGACGCGCUCAACAGCAAAGUCAAUGCUCUUCGGCACGAUGUCCUUCGAGCUCGACUCUGCGAGCUUGUCUUGACGGUCGAGUUUGCCUCGUCAUAUGGUGCAAACGCUCGGACGCUCACCGUUGCCCCAAUACCCGCCGUGCUGCACCUAAACCUAGUGACACCAAGCGUCCCAAGUGACUUUCCGGGCCCUGGGGUCUUACCGCCCCUGACACGAGCUCUCUACGUACGCCUAUUCCGCGACUUGCCACUUUUUGCCGGACAUGGCGCAAAGUACCUGGCUGGUCUGGAUGACUUUAUGGAACAUGAAUUUCUGGACUUUGUUGGAAAAUGGAUGAGGGCAACAAAGUUUGAUGUGCUGAGCUUUUCGUUGUAUUAUGUGACUCUAUUCAGCCAUCUCAAGAAUGAAGCUUGGUAUGGAGUUGACGACAACGCUGCCCCAUUGCCCACUUUCUCCACUCGGCCGAUCCUACGUCCUGCCACCCUAUACCCGGACCUUCUCUGCUAUUAUCGCGCUUCCCUUCCUGGUGGUGGGAGCUUCCGCCUGUCCAAACGCGAACGCAAGACUCCAGACACUGAUGAGACCCUCGAAUUGCGAGAGCUCAAAGCAAGAGGAUUCACUGAUGCGUGGCGGAGCGUAUUAAAAGCUGGUUGUGGCAUAUGUCGGGAACUCAUCGGCGAUGACAGCGAAGCUGAAGUGGAUCUUGCCGAGAGAUUUUGGGAUGUGGUUAAAAGCUCUCCCGAGAUUAUGGAUCUGCCACCGACUUUUCAAGACUUUUUCUAUUCAAUUAUUACUGCCGUAGCGCAUGCGAUUGACAAUAUCUUGGACGACGCAGAAUGGAGACACAAGUUUGCUAGUAUCUGGAAGCGGCUGCCGGUUUCGAUCAUGCUUACGUCGCUGCGGCUAGUCAAUCCUGUUCCAUUCGUGGAUCGUGUGAUAAAGCUAUUCUGCUGGAAGCCUCCAGGGAUGUAUUCGUUGCUGCAAAAGAUUGGGGCAAUGAUCUGUGCUCUCGAUCGGACGCAAGCUGCUCUUCGAAUCAUUGCCAAGAAUGUGCAGCAAUCACGAAGAUGUGCCAUAGAACGCACUAUUGACGCAGCAUUCGAGCAGUGGCGGCAGAGCUGUGUGUACGACAUCUCCUCUCAGGAUCCCGCAGAAAAAAUUCGUGACUUUUUACGCAACAGCGACGAGAAAACAUUCCAGACUACGAUCAGCAAAUCCGAAGUCGCAUUUGCGAAAUGCUACAUCCGAAAAAAGGAAAAGGAGGAUUUUGUCGAGGUACUGGGAAGCAAAGAUGUGGUGGAUUUUGUUAAACAUUUUUGCGAAAUGGUGCCCCCAUUGUUGGAUGAAGUUUGGAAGUGUAUAGACAUUGCCACUCUCAUGUCUAAGCUCGUCGAUACUGUUUCGCAAAUUCUCGAAGGGAUGACGGCUUACGACUCACCCACUGAAUCUCUCGCGAAAACCCACAGUCAAGUCAUUGGAGCCUUGUACAGCGCCUUGCUUCCCUUUUUCAAAGCCGCAUAUCCGCUACUUCCCGCGGUAGCAAAGCGACCACCCGCAGGGCCAGCUGGUAUUCACGCACUGGUCGAGCACCUUCUCUAUGACGUGAUGCGUCCGCGGAAUACCCGCGGGUCUAUCUUGGAACUGGGAAAGGACGCGCGGGUCGUGGUGGACUCGCUCACGCCUACUGAAAAGGCGCGUCUAUGGAAGGAAGUGGAUGGAAUUAUCGCUAAUAUGGAAGCUGGUAUAGAUGCAAGAGAGUGGGAGCCGUGUGAGGUACUGGAAGGGAAGGGAUUACAGGUCUUUUGGGACGAAAUCGUGAGGGAAUUCACAGGAAGUGUGAAAGAGGAGGCUGUUGUAGAACAGGGGGUACUAGGUGUGGAUUAGGGUUACCAGGUUGAACAUGUGUAUUUAUCCUUAUUAUUUACUGUAGCGGCCGGCAUGUAUAGCAUGCAUAGCUUUUGUAGAAAAUAUUAUUUAUACCCAACAAUAUGAUAGUUUGAGUGCGA